Sphenostylis stenocarpa is the source of this 1119-nucleotide messenger RNA. Lineage: Eukaryota; Viridiplantae; Streptophyta; Magnoliopsida; Fabales; Fabaceae. The record is from the annotation of a GenBank genome assembly.
AUGGUAGGGGUGAUUUCAGAUUUGGCAAAACUGGUGUUUUUUAAGGCCAUUAUGACAGUUGGAGAAGGAGAAGGCAAUGCAAUAUCACAGUCCUUCAUUUGGUUGAUUAACCAGAAUCUUUUCAAUGUUAUUGUAAAAUCUGAUUGCAAAGUAAUUAUAGAUCAGAUUCUUAAUAAUGAGGAAGCAUCAAUGAGAGUUGAUAUAGAUCAUAACAAAACUAGAUUUGUUAUUGGAUAUAACAUGGAUCGUGUCCGAGCAUAUUCAUCACCACAAUUUCUUUCUUCAAAUAACUUACAUGAAUUACAAGAAGAUGAAAAAGAAUGCGGAUUGGGAGGCAUUGCUACAAAUGUUAAAUUGUUACUGAAGCUAAUUCAAGAUCAAAAUGAGUCUAGCACAAAAGAAAAUGAUGAGCGAAAGUAUCAAAGGGUGAAUGGAAUGAUGUUUAUCCUAGAUGAGGUUAGGGCUAGGAUUCAAAAGAUUCAAUCUACAACCAAGAGAAGAGCUGAACUUAGGAGAUGUAACACUGACCUUAGGUCUAACUUUCCUCCUCCCAAGGACAAAAAACUUCCCCUUGAUAUGUCUGUAGAUGAGAAAGAGAGGCUCAAAAGAGAGCUUAACGCUAGUUUGGUGGCACGGCAAAGCCUUCAAGCAUUAUGUUCGAGUUUGGGAAAAGAAAAACAAAUUAUGGCUGCUGAACUUGCAAGAAAGGCUCAAGAGUUGACAGAACUUGAGGACCUCAUUAAUGAUCUAAAGGCACAAAAUGACAUGUUGAUGGAGAAGUUGCAUGCAUGUAGCUCUGAUCAAAAGGAGAAGAAGAGUAAUGGGGUGGAAAUGGAAUGUAACAUGGUGCUAAGAGAACGCAACAAGAUACUUUCAGAACAACUCCAAAAGUCCAUUGAAAGUUAUCGAUCUUUGAAGAAAAGAAUUAGAGAUAUUCAAGAGGAAAAUAGACAAAUUCGUGACACGAUUGAACAAAUGGAUGAGGAAGUUGAUGUAGACAUUAAAAGGAUAAGUAGCUUCAAGGAAGGAAGGAUGAGAACUAAUGUGACAAUGAAAAGUGAUCCUAGACCGUCGUUAUACAUGGCACCAACAAUUGGCAGUUUCAGAACAUUCACGUGA